CUGUACCUAAUUCAGACGGUAUCAAUUGUCUCUUGAAAAGAAAUAAAUAUACGAAGAGUUCUUCGAUAAAAGAAUUCAACGAAAUAAAUACCAAAAACGAUAUUAAUUGCAAGAACUUGAAUAUAAAAAGAGUAAUGACACGAGAAGUUAUUCUAAACGAAGUACUAGAAAGUCCAUGGAUCCCUCGGUUACCUUAUUACUACAAACCAUUUCGUAGAAAAACUGUUGAAACUGAUCCAAUCAUUACGGCUAAGAGUCAACUCGAUGGAAAUAAUGAUAACAAUAAUAAUAUAAACGAAAAACUUCCCUCAAGCACCACUGAAGAUACGAAAAACGAUUCAAAUAGUGAAAUUAGAGUUGCAGCAAUAUCACGUUCUCGUCGUCUGAGCGCUAGAGACUUGAAAUGCACAACUUGUAAUCAGGUGUUCACGAAUGAGGAAUCUUUUACAACGCACAUGCGUCGGCAUACAUCUAUGACUAGAUACAGUUGUGGAGAAUGUUAUAAAACCUUUUCACAGCUUCGCAACUUCAAAUAUCAUAUGUCGGUGCAUCGCGGUACUAAAGAGUUCGCUACUACUUGCCCGGUGUGCGGGAAAUAUUUUAACGAUAGAGGAUAUCUGAGUAGCCAUAUGAAAAUACACAGGAAUAGGAAGGAAUACAAAUGUUCAAUCUGUCCAAAGUCGUUCAACCAGCGAGUGGCUUAUAACAUGCAUGUUAGGAUACAUACAGGAGUAAAGCCACAUGUGUGCGGGGAGUGCGGGAAAGCAUUUUCACGUAAGAUGUUACUGAAGCAACACGCGCGUACGCACUCCGGGGAGCGGCCCUACGCCUGCCCGCACUGUGAUCGUCGGUUCGCUGAUCGCUCCAAUAUGACCCUUCAUUUAAGACUUCAUACUGGAGUCAAGCCUUUUUCGUGUUCUUUGUGCCCCAAAUCGUUUACAAAGAAGCAUCACUUGAAGUCACAUCUUAAUUUUCACACCGGUGCUAAGCCGUACUCUUGCCCGCGAUGUAAACUCGCCUUUACACAGUCUUCGAACAUGAGAACUCAUUUCAAAAAAUGCAACGUGCCUGAUACAACUCUCACACCAGAAGUUUCUUCCUAAGUUAUGCAAAUGUAACAUUUCGUGAUUCAAUAACUCAAAGAUUAUCCAACCAGAUGGCAAC
This is a messenger RNA of Papilio xuthus (Asian swallowtail), 1164 nucleotides long. Its product is annotated as gastrula zinc finger protein XlCGF7.1. Gene Ontology annotation, biological process: regulation of transcription by RNA polymerase II. Bases 135 to 1103 code for a protein of 322 amino acids. The transcript has 6 exons. Gene Ontology annotation, cellular component: PcG protein complex; transcription regulator complex; chromatin. Gene Ontology annotation, molecular function: DNA-binding transcription factor activity, RNA polymerase II-specific; RNA polymerase II cis-regulatory region sequence-specific DNA binding. The record is from RefSeq and is a predicted model, not a curated record. Lineage: Eukaryota; Metazoa; Arthropoda; Insecta; Lepidoptera; Papilionidae.